Messenger RNA from Vitis vinifera (wine grape), 1873 nucleotides. RefSeq lists its product as uncharacterized. The coding region runs from base 331 to 1251 and encodes 306 amino acids. The record is from RefSeq and is a predicted model, not a curated record. The transcript is spliced from 6 exons. NCBI's taxonomy places the organism in Eukaryota, Viridiplantae, Streptophyta, Magnoliopsida, Vitales, Vitaceae.
AGAACUAUUCCUCAUAUAGCUUUAUUAUUAUUGCAGUGGGCAAGCUACUAGUACAUAGGUUUUAGUUCAAAAUGAAUUGAUGCUUGGUAUAGUCUUGUGUCUUAAUCCCAGAUUCGAGCAUAUCCUUUUUUUAAGGGCCAUGGUUGGAUGCAUGACAUAUAUAACAUGUAAAAUGGUUCAGGAGGUGCUCCAUUAGGAGAUAGCCAAUGCUGAAAAUCAUUGAUCAUCUAAGUUUCUGUCUUGAUAUAUCAUUUUUUUUUCUUAUUGAAAGGAAAAAUACAGUAUUGGUGGCUUGUUAUAUGAACUAGCGAAGGGCUGAGAGAUUUAACCAUGUUGAGGGUUAUAGGAUACAAGAUCAGUUCAAGGGUCAUCACCCUCCUGUACACAUUCCUUUUAGAAUGUCUAAUCUAUACUCUGUCUCUGUGCAUACCCAUGCAUAAGUAUCAUCCAUCCACAUUACAGUUAGUUUGGGUCAGUUGUAUAGUAGGAAAGCCUGCAAUUCAUGGUUCUGCCGACCUCGUUCUGGAAGAUGGAUAUACAGUGCGCACAGUGUUCGAUGGUAACAAGCUUGAGAUAAACCCUCACUCCAUCCUCCCUCGAUACGGAUCGUCCGAUUUCAUCAUCCUCGAUUCGUCCAAGAGUGUCUUCUACACUGUUUCCUCUCCCCUAUCCCAAGAGAGUGAAAUUAAGCGGUUAUCCGGCAGUAGCGCCGGAUUCUCGGAUGGCGAUUCGGCGUCGGCCACGUUCAGUAAGCCGCGAAGCUUUGCGGUUGAUCUGAAAGGGAAUGUUUAUGUCGCCGAUCAGAGCAAUGGCGUUAUUCGGAAGAUCACCAACAGAGGCGUGACUACCACAAUUGCUGGAGGUUACGCGCAGAAGACGGGCAAAGUGGAUGGGCCUGCACAGAAUGCUUCCUUCUCUAAAGAUUUUGAGCUGGUUUUUGUUCCUGAAAAAUGCGCGGUGCUGGUCUCGGACCGUGGGAGUCAAUUGGUUCGCCAGAUUGAUCUGAAGGUGGAGGAUUGCCGUAGGAGCCCUCAAUCUGUAUUAGGAGGGGCCUUCCUUUGGGUUCUUCUGGGACUUGGAGUUUCAUGUUUAGUUGGCUUUAUUGUUGGGAUCAUAAGUCGUCCUUAUGUAAUUCCUCAAACAGGAAGUCUUCUGCCCACUCUUUUUCAGCGAGACGUGGAAGCAUUGCCUAAUCCAUCUGGGGAAACAAGUACUGAUGCUCUGCUUCGACAUCAGAAGCGUAAUUGCUAGCUCCAUGUUUUAUGCACUCCUAAGGAGGCUCAUUUCGUUGAGCUUAUCCCAUCUUUCUCUCAUGUUCAGAAUAAAUAUUGUAGAAUCUCAGUUUUCACGGAAGGAAUCUGUAUCCUUGCUUGAUUCUGAUGACUCAUGUAUUAGUGAACCAACAAUACCGCAAAUGUUUGAGGACCAGUUGAAGGAUUUGGCAAGCUUUGAUAGAAGCUUGCAAUUACCAGACACAAGCAGUAAAAUAUUCAUGCAGAAAAAAUCACAUAGGUUUGCAGAUCAAUUGGAGGACUUGUUGACUUUUGAUGGAAGCUCAGAAUUAUCAAAUACGACUGACAGAAUCUUCAAGGAAGGAGAUGAUGAUCAAGGAAAGAGAGAUAUUUCACCUGAAACCUGUGGAAGGAUAGAAAGCAUGAUAGAGGCUAAUUUUAUGGGUUUUGUGGAGCAGGCUAAAGUUACCACUCCUGUGGAGUUGUGUUCAUCAGGCAAUACAGGUUUAGUCAAGAGGAGAUGAAAGUGGUUAAUGGCUCUGUCCAUGUUGAAUCCCUUCUCUUUACUUGUGUGAAGUGUUUUAAAUUUCUGAACAUGAUUAUGCUGCUUAAAUGAUAUGUAAAUAGUUGGAUUUUCCGCC